CUAGUUUUGGGCUAGUUUUGAGUAGCAAUUGGAUGGGUUUGGUUGUGAAAACCUGGCAACCCUGGUUUGUCAGCUAUUUAUAGUUGGCUACAUAAGGAUCUUAAAAUGUCAUCUUGUUGUGUUGUUGGGUGCCAGAAUUGGAGUACAGGCUCCAAUUCGAAAUUUUAUCGCAUUUUGCCAGGAAAAAAAAAAGAUGACAGCUGUGGUUAAACAUACACUGUAAACCCUAGCACUCAAAAUAAUUAGUUGGUUUGAGUAGGACAAACUUACAUUAAACAAAUUAGUUCAUUUAGCACUUUCUUUUUCUUUCAAGUUCACAGAACUGAUAUAUUUUGAGUAAACUGAACUGUUUCAUUGUGUUGAGUUUUAUGAACUUACUACUUUUAAUUUAGAUGAACUUAAGUUUAACUGAAACUGGACUGGAAUUUCUAUUUCCCAGCAUGCUUUGCCCAUGGCAUGCGAAAGGGUUCUGAUGUGCAUGUCCUGUGACAAGGAAAGAUGGAGGCUUCCAACUUAACUCUUUCUCCAAGCCUCAGCCAUGCUAACAAGACUAACUUUUUCCUAGACAGUCCAUUCUCACCUGUUGAGCUUGUUUUCAUCAUUUUCGGACUGAGCACUUUAAGCCUGAUCACAAUUAUUGGCAAUGUGCUGGUCAUGCUCUCUAUCAAGGUCAACAGGAACCUCCAGACGGUCAACAACUACUUCCUGUUCAGUCUAGCAUGUGCCGACCUGUUCAUCGGCGUUUUCUCCAUGAACCUCUACACCGUGUACAUUGUUACUGGCCGCUGGCCUUUAGGAGCUUUGGUCUGUGACCUCUGGCUGGCUCUGGACUACGUGGUGAGCAACGCCUCUGUAAUGAACCUCCUCAUCAUCAGCUUUGACCGAUAUUUCUGCGUCACCAAACCUCUCAGCUAUCCGGUCAAAAGGACCUACAAGAUGGCAGGCAUGAUGAUCGCGGGAGCUUGGAUCCUGUCGUUCGUUCUCUGGGCUCCAGCCAUCCUGUUCUGGCAGUUCGUCACGGGCAGCCGGACGGUUCCUGAAGGCGAGUGCUACAUCCAGUUUUUCUCCAAUGCUGUGGUUACCUUCGGCACCGCCAUCGCUGCCUUCUACCUGCCAGUUGUCACUAUGACCGUACUAUACUGGCAGAUCUCCAAAGCCAGCCGCAGUCGUGUCCGAAGCAGAGACAAUCGGAGAGUAUCUAGAGUCAGUAAUGAUGGAGGCCAGGCUGGACCCACAACUGAGGGCAAUAAGGAGAGGAAGUCAAUCCAAGGAGGAGAGGAAAUGGUUCCACGCAGGCAGAGUGCUUCAGAUGUCACUACAGGAGAAGAACGGGAGAGUGAGAAUGACUCUGUAUCUGGAAUUGUGCUGGCUCCUUCAAACCAGCGGGAUGAGGAGGCCGCAUCUAUAAGCACUAACGGUGACAUCAAAAGCCGUCAGACCCAAUCAGCUCCGCUGGCCACAGGAAGUUGGGUCAGAUUUACUUGCUUCAGAACAACAUCCCAAAAGGACCUGCAAAACACCUAUAAACCCAACAACGGAGGUAAGGACAUGACCAACGGGAAGGAAAGGCUGAGUCUGGUGUCGCAGAAGAUUCUCAUGCCACGUUAUCAGAAGAGAAAGUGUUUAUCCUCACGGGAGAAGAAGGUAACAAGGACCAUUAUGGCCAUUCUGGUGGCAUUUGCAGCCACAUGGACUCCUUACAAUGUCAUGGUACUCAUCAACACGUUUUGCUCGGACUGUAUUCCAAAAACAAUGUGGACCUUUGGCUACUGGCUCUGCUACAUAAACAGUACGGUUAACCCCGCUUGCUAUGCCCUGUGCAACGUCACCUUCAAGAACACCUUCAAACAGCUGCUGACAUGCAAGUACAGGAAUAUUCACGCCACCAGAAAACAAUAAGACAGUGGGCAAAGUUGCAUGCACUUAUAAACAGUUUCAUGGAGAAUAUCCUGAAGUCUGGUGGUUUGCAUCUAUAGACCUUAUUCACAGCAGCGCCAUCUUUGAUUUUUAAUGGGAAUGAAAGCGAGACUAUAAGGGAUAGACACAUCUCUUAAAGGGUUAGUUCACCCAAAAAUGAAAAUUCUGUCAUUAAUUACUCACCCUCAUGUCGUUCCACACCUGCAAGACCUUCGU
Ctenopharyngodon idella (grass carp) is the source of this 2133-nucleotide messenger RNA. RefSeq names its product cholinergic receptor, muscarinic 2b (gene chrm2b). Gene Ontology annotation, cellular component: synapse; plasma membrane; dendrite. Gene Ontology annotation, biological process: regulation of smooth muscle contraction; chemical synaptic transmission; adenylate cyclase-inhibiting G protein-coupled acetylcholine receptor signaling pathway. Lineage: Eukaryota; Metazoa; Chordata; Actinopteri; Cypriniformes; Xenocyprididae. The record is from RefSeq and is a predicted model, not a curated record. Gene Ontology annotation, molecular function: G protein-coupled serotonin receptor activity; G protein-coupled acetylcholine receptor activity. The transcript has 3 exons. The coding region runs from base 499 to 1899 and encodes 466 amino acids.